AUGUUGUUGACUUUGCGCUCAUGUUUGCUUCGACUUGUGGUAGUGGUUGGAGCAACGACAGGGGCGAUAUUGGUGGCGAUAGCUAUCACCACGACGAGGAAAGGUGGCGUAUUAGUUCAAGAACCAGCUUCCUACUGGCGCACUGACGAUAAACAUCGCUUGGUUGGCACUGGGUGGCUUCAGAACGAGGAGAGGAGUCUGCAAGACGGGCAUGCGGAUAACCAGCCGACAGCUCCGUUUCAUGGAGAAAAUCGUGCAUGGGGCUCUCACGAGGACAGGGAAGAACGAAGCAACGGUCGCCAUAGUGACGACGACGACGACUCUGACGAUCAUAACAACGACGGCAAUGAAGAUAACAACGACGACGACGAUGAUGAUGAAGAUAAUAGCAGAGACAACAAUGACAGCGAGGACGACAGUGAAAGCCGUAGCCAAAGCGGCAAGGACCAAGAAGCUGCUGCCGUCCAGUCGAGUGUCGUCACGACUUUGGACGGUGUGAAUAUUGGCAACAGCAUAACAAUAAUCAACAUCGGUGGAAGUCUGGCAAACGCCAGUGAGCCUGGAGAUGGAGACGAUGACGAGCCGAACGGACAACCUUCAAACGGGUUUGCAUUAAAUGAUACGGAUCGCUCGGCUAUCACCUCUGCAGCGGUUCGCGCUUUUUGUAACUCGAUCAACUGCAACCUCUCUAACGUUACCGACACUACCGCAAACCCACUACCACCCAACUACAUGAUGCCCCCGUUUGGCGGCGGCAAUGCUGUACGAGGCAAUGAGGCCCAGUAUGCAUUUCCAGGAAUAAGCAGUGACAGCAGCGUAGCAACAAUGGGAAGAGCAAACUGGCUGCUUCUUUUCUCGACCCUCGUGCAUCUUCGAGGAGCAGUCGAAGAUUUCCCUGGCCUUGCCAUGGUUGCCUCACACACCAAGACGAAGCGCACGAAGAACAUGAAGCAGUGA
This is a messenger RNA of Phytophthora nicotianae INRA-310, 957 nucleotides long. RefSeq lists its product as hypothetical. NCBI's taxonomy places the organism in Eukaryota, Oomycota, Peronosporomycetes, Peronosporales, Peronosporaceae. Bases 1 to 957 code for a protein of 318 amino acids. The transcript is spliced from 2 exons. The record is from RefSeq and is a predicted model, not a curated record.